Messenger RNA from Bicyclus anynana (squinting bush brown), 1882 nucleotides. RefSeq names its product fibropellin-1 (gene aspr). Bases 1 to 1680 code for a protein of 559 amino acids. The transcript is spliced from 12 exons. The record is from RefSeq and is a predicted model, not a curated record. Lineage: Eukaryota; Metazoa; Arthropoda; Insecta; Lepidoptera; Nymphalidae.
AUGUGUCGACCUGUGUGCGCCUGCUUGCCUGGAUACUCCGGCGAUCCACUCUCGCAGUGUGUGAAGAUCGAAUGUGUCGGUAAGUUUUGGUGUUCAGGGGUCGGGGCAGAUUGCACACACGGCAGUGUUAGACCUGUGUGCGCCUGCUUGCCUGGAUACUCCGGCGAUCCACUCUCGCAGUGUGUGAAGAUCGAAUGUGUCGGGGUCGGCGCACACUGCACACACGGCAGUGUUAGACCUGUGUGCGCCUGCUUGCCUGGAUACUCCGGCGAUCCACUCUCGCAGUGUGUGAAGAUCGAAUGUGUCGUUUGGUGUUCAGGGGUCGGGGCAGAUUGCACACACGGCAGUGUUAGACCUGUGUGCGCCUGCUUGCCUGGAUACUCCGGCGAUCCACUCUCGCAGUGUGUGAAGAUCGAAUGUGUCGGUAAGUUUUGGUGUUCAGGGGUCGGGGCAGAUUGCACACACGGCAGUGUUAGACCUGUGUGCGCCUGCUUGCCUGGAUACUCCGGCGAUCCACUCUCGCAGUGUGUGAAGAUCGAAUGUGUCGACAACAGUGAAUGUCGCGCUCACCAGUCGUGCGUCAACCAACAUUGCAUCAACCCUUGUGAGGGUGCUUGUGGACACAACGCUAAUUGCGAUGUCCGCCAACACGUUCCAGUCUGCACUUGUCCCCCUGGCUACACGGGAAAUCCUUUCUCGUCAUGCAGAAUUGCUGAUCCUGAGGAAGCUUGCCACCCGUCUCCAUGCGGUCAGAACACCAAGUGUCAUGUUUCAAACAACCAAGCCAUCUGCACUUGUCUCCCUGGAUACAGAGGUAGCCCGCUAUCAGGCUGCAGACACGAGUGCGACUCCGACAGCGACUGCGGCACGCAACAGUCGUGUCGCGAGUUCAAGUGUGUGAGCCCUUGCAGUGACUGUGGGGUCAAUGCUGACUGCGAGACUGUCGCUGCCCAUCGCGCCGUCUGCAAGUGUCCUAGAGGCUACCACGGCGAUCCUUACCGCAUCUGCUCAGCCGAGUGCACGUCCGACAGCGAGUGCCCGAGCUACAAGCCCGCAUGCGUGUACAACGCGUGUAUCAACCCUUGCACUAACGCGUGCGGCGUCAACGCCGACUGCAACCUGCGCGGCUUGACGCCCGUCUGCUCCUGCCCUAAGACCCACACCGGUGAUCCGUUCUCCUUCUGCAGGCCUUUCGAAGCGCGUGACCUGUGCGAGCCAAACCCUUGCGGUGCAAACGCUAAAUGCACGCCGGGCCACGACCGCACCGGCGCGGAACGCCCUGUGUGCACCUGCCCUACCGGAUACCGUGGCAACGCGCUCGUAGCCUGUGAAAAGGGUCAAUGCGAGCUGGACUCUCAGUGCCCGGACCACUUGGCAUGCGUCGGCUAUGACUGCGUGGACCCGUGUCUCGGCAACACGCAGUGCGGCGCCGGCGCCGUGUGCGUGGCGCGCCGACACAUCGCCGUCUGCACUUGUCCGGGAGACCACCACGGAGACGCCCUCGUGAGCUGCUACCAGUCUCACUCAGAAGCCGUCUCCACGCGCUACUAUCGGUACAAGCGAAACGGAAACUUCACUGAAAUUGAAGAACCUCCUAAAGAGCCAACUAAACUCGCCACUGAUCUCAAAGAGCCAACGAAAGCCACUGCCCCUGUUGAUGAUAGCCAGAAAAAGGAAUAAUUGACUUUAAUUAAAAAUAACAUUAAAAACAUAAUAAGCGUAAUUUUUGACAUAAUUUGCGAAUUGAUCCUUCGUUCUAGAUCGUCUUGCCUCGAACAUGGACGUGAAUAAUUUUUACUUUCAUGUACACGAAAAAUAAAUUAUCUUUAACAUUGGAUCGAUUGGAUGGAUAAUAAAUGAACUUCAAAUAAACUUUUUUUUU